CACGCGGGUCUGCAACCUGGGAACAUACCGCCCGCGCUGCACAUGCAUCAGCAUCCAGAUCCAGACUCUACCCUACCACAUCACGUCCGCCAUGCCCGUGCAGGAUCUUCCGAGAGCAGCCCUUCAUAGCUGUGCUUCGCAUUCCGCGUCUUCAAGCCCUGACUAAAAUCCCUCUCUGCUCCUGACGCUUGCACCCCGCAGCAUCAUGAGCGACGUCCGGCAGCUCCAGAAGCUGCGACCACUAGGGAAGCUCGAGCAACUCUCAGGAGCUUGCCACCACCUGGGCUUCUAUCACAACGUGGGGCUGUCUGCUCACUAUCACCUCUCCGACUCCUCUUCUGUGUCCGACGUGCGCAGCCUCAUAUAUGCUGCCUUAACCGACGUGAUUCGCAAACAUAGCAUUCUAUCCGCUAUUCCCGUCGAUGAAGACUCUCCGGAUGCUUACUUUGCCCGUCUUCCCUCCAUUGAUCUCACGCGCAGUGUCUUCUUCAUUACGCGGUCACAGCCUGCGACCGUAGGUGGAGAAGACCCUGAACUCGAUGCCAUCCUUCAGGAACAACACAACACCAACUUCAAGUCCGAAUACGGGACUUUGCCUUUCUGGCGCCUGCUCGUUCUGCAAGACCCUGGCGUGGAAAAGGAUUUCACGGCCUCCUUCAUUUUCCAUCAUUCCAUCGGCGAUGGGGUCGCCGGCCUGAUCUUCCACAAAGAGUUCCACACUGCUCUCGAGACUGCCUCCUCGUCGUCUGUAUCACGUGGUCCCAGCACCACAGAGGUCGCUACACCAAACGACAUCACGCUUCUACCCCCUCUGGAGGAGCUACAUCCCCUGCCAAUCAAUGAGAACCCCGCAAAUCCGCCAACAGUGGGGCUCAAAGAGUGGACAGGCAAUCCAAUUCGCGCUCCCUGCAUAACCCACUACCGGUCGCUGUACCUCUCGCCGAGCUCAUCCAAAGCUUUCGUCCAGGAAUGCAAGAAGAACAGUCUAUCACUGACUGCGGUCCUUCCGUCUGUCAUCGCCGCAGUCCUAUUCAAUAUCCUGCCUCCUACCGUCGAAGCACUUACGUGUAUUGUUCCGGUCAAUCUACGGCCAUGGCUCAAGCUGCCUCGUAGCGUCGCCGACGACGCAAUCGGAACUUUUAUCGAUGCAUUCAAAGUGCAGUUGCGCCGCACCGACCACAGCAUCGAUGAUCAAAAUCCAACGCUCGUGCUGCCUGCAGCCUGGGAGACUUCGAAAGAGAUAACAAAAUAUCUCACUGGCAACCUCUCACCUUCCGGCGAGCCUUACACCGCCGUUGCCAUCUUCAAAUCCAUCCCUGAUGUCUCUAUCGUGUUCAAUUCCACGCUUGGAAAGGACCGUGACGCAGCGUUUGAAGUGUCGAAUCUGGGGGCGUUCGCAGGUUCUGCAAAGUCCGGGGCCAAUUUCCAGUGGCAGGUGGGAAGAGCGACAUUUAGCCGGAGCUCAGUGGUUUCCGGAAGUGCCGUGACAAUGAGCAUUGUUUCAGGCGGGGAUGGAGGCUUGACGAUUGGCUUUAGUUGGCAGGAGGGCGUUGUGGAGAAUGCUGUGGUGGACAGACUUGUUGGAGGAGUUAGGCAAUAUUUCGAGGCUGCCAAUCAUUGAGAGAGUAGAUGUCGAUCUCCACAGAAAUCAAUAUUUAGCCAGCUAUCCCGGUGAAACGAUCCCAGCGCAUUGUUCCAG
Molecule: messenger RNA, 1699 nt
Organism: Trematosphaeria pertusa
Lineage: Eukaryota; Fungi; Ascomycota; Dothideomycetes; Pleosporales; Trematosphaeriaceae
Exons: 2
Coding region: 206-1621 (471 amino acids)
Molecular function (GO): N-acetyltransferase activity
Source: RefSeq, a predicted model, not a curated record